AUUUGAAGUCAAAGGACGAGAAAAAAGCGGUUUUAAGCGAAGUUUUCUGCGAUUCACUGAAUAUAACGGAUUGCAGUCUAACGGAGACUAACGACAGGAUUGCUGUCACUGUCUAUAACCCCAUCGCCCGACCCGUCAGUCAGUAUAUUAGGGUUCCGGUGGUCGACGGGAAGUACACUGUAGUCGAUGCCAUCGGUACUGAAGUUAAGGCAAAGGCUUUACUCCCGGUGUCGGAAGCCGUGAGGCAACUGCCCGAAAGGAAAGGUAGUCCCGGAACUCAUGAACUGGUUUUUAAUGGACAGUUACCUGCACUCGGAUUCACCACAUUUUUCGUUGAGAAACAGAAAAGCGAUAAAAAUCCCCUAAUGGCAGCCCUAACCCGCAACCGUCGGGCACCCAUCGAAAUGAAAGGCAAAUCAUUUACACUGCAAGUGGACGAGACUACCGGUGCCAUACAAUCCAUUACCCUCGAUGGCAAGACACAUACCCUGAAACAAUCGUUCAAAUGGUAUAAAUCAUGGGAUAAGGGACCCGAGGACUCCGGCAGUUACCACUUCUGUCCCGACGGUAACGCCCGGGACUACGGCCAACAAAAGCUGGUCUCCCGGCAUACGGACGGUGGGGUACAUGAGCUGAACCAAGUGUUUGCCGACUAUAUCCACCAAACCGUACGUACGUAUGAGGACCAGGACUACAUUGAGUUUGACUGGACAGUAGGGGGUAUUCCUAUCAAUGAUAAGAUCGGAAAAGAGAUAAUAACCCGAUUUGAGUCCAAUUUGAAAACCGACGGACAGUUUGUGACGGACUCUAAUGGGCGACAGUCUAUGCACCGGAAGUACGAUCCGACCAAAACCGGGUGCGAGGGUAAAGUGAUUACAGCCAAUUGGUACCCCAUUUAUAAACAGAUAUCGGUUCAAGAUGUUUACCAGGGCUUACAGAUGACUGUCCUAAACGACAGGGCACAGGGGGGCUCAUCACUAAUUGAUGGGGCGGUUGAACUCAUGGUUCACCGACGACUGGAUCGCAACGGCGCUGGCGGUAGCUUUAAGAUUGAUGAGCCGGGUGUCGACGGGAAGGGACUGGAGGUGAGGGGCAAACACUACCUGUUCUUCCAACCCAUUACCGAAAGCCCACAACUGGUGCGACCCCUGUCUGAGCAGCUCUUUAUGGGUCCGAUCGAGACGUUCGAUAAAUACACGACUCGUGAGGAAUAUUCCGGGAAACAUACGACUAGUUUCACAGCGAUUGGCGAUUCCCUCCCAGAAUCGGUCCAUUUGUUGACAUUAGAGCAGUGGUCGGACAGGGAGGUGUUGGUUAGGUUUGAGCACAUGUAUGAAAAAGGGGAUAACAGUCCCCAGUCUAAGGACGUGUCGUUUGAUAUGCAAAAAGUGUUGAAAACUCUAAAAAUAGUGAAUUCAGUUGAAAUGAAUUUAGCGGCCAAUGAGUUGUUAUCUGAGACUAAACGCAUGGAUUGGAAAUCAAAACAGAGUUCUGCCGACAGUUUCGACAUCAGAGGUAACGGUGCCGUUGAGGGCGACCUUAUCGUCAAGUUAUCCCCACAACAGAUCCGGACCUAUAUUCUCACCAUUGAUGGCGACUUUGGAAAUCAAAACAGAGUUCUGCCGACAGUUUCGACAUCAGAGGUAACGGUGCCGUUGAGGGCGACCUUAUCGUCAAGUUAUCCCCACAACAGAUCCGGACCUAUAUUCUCACCAUUGAUGGCGACCAUCAUCACGAAGAGCACAAUACCUACCGGUGCUUAUGUGGCCGGUUAUGAUGCGGAUAAAACACCGCUAAAUGUGUGCAGACAUAAGGUUAAUGAGGGGUUAGUCGCCGGAAAGGCUGACAAAAAAGUCGGAUGUGUUGUAACGUCUGAAGGGAAAGAGGUGUCCGUAAAGGAGGGCCAGGAGUUUGAGGUACUGGUGGCCCAGAAUGUGGAGUGGGUUCCCAGACAUGGUGAGGACCCCAUCCCAGUGGGGGCGCUGGUGGUCGGCAAUAAGGGACAGCCAAACACCGACACAUAUAUCGGUCGAUGCGAUACACAC
This is a messenger RNA of Oppiella nova, 2045 nucleotides long. NCBI's taxonomy places the organism in Eukaryota, Metazoa, Arthropoda, Arachnida, Sarcoptiformes, Oppiidae. The record is from the annotation of a GenBank genome assembly.